Pteronotus mesoamericanus is the source of this 593-nucleotide messenger RNA. Its product is annotated as centromere protein F-like. Bases 1 to 567 code for a protein of 188 amino acids. Gene Ontology annotation, molecular function: microtubule binding; dynein complex binding. Gene Ontology annotation, cellular component: chromosome, centromeric region; nucleus; spindle pole. The record is from RefSeq and is a predicted model, not a curated record. The transcript has 4 exons. Lineage: Eukaryota; Metazoa; Chordata; Mammalia; Chiroptera; Mormoopidae. Gene Ontology annotation, biological process: regulation of G2/M transition of mitotic cell cycle; metaphase chromosome alignment; mitotic cell cycle.
AUGGUGACGGUGGCAGGUCAGCUGUGUUCUCCUUGGGCCCUGGAUCCUCGGAAGAGAGAGGACCGAUUGAAGAGUGGGGCUGCGGUCAAAGGGCGGACCCCUUCCCUGGCCGUGGGAGAGGGGGAGUUGACGUCUGGCGCCUGGACUCAGGCUGAUGCUGUUUCUCUGCGCGAGCUCUCCCGACAAGAGCGCGCCUUCCAAAGCCUGGAGCGAGAGAGCGCGCAGGCGAAAGGCAGGCUCUCAGAGGAGCUGCGGCGGGUCAGGGCCGCUCUGGGCGCCCUGCAGGAGCAGCUGGAGGAGGUCUCAUCAGGAAAGCAGCAGGUAGAAAAGAAACUGGAAGGAUGUAAGCAACGUUGCGGCCGAACCAAACAGGCGUUGCAGGCGAGUCAGACCAGGAAAGAGGAGCUGAGGAGGAGCAGUGAGGAAAUGAAGAAGGAAAUAAGGUUCCUCAAGAGACAGUCUGCCCAGAGAGCCAGAGAAGUGUGCCACCUGCAGGAAGAACUGCAGAAGAGCAAGCGGGGUUUGAGUGAGAGCCAGAAUGUUGCCAAGGAAAUGAGGGGUAAGUGAAAGGGGGUGUUUUGCAGGGAUUUCCU